Messenger RNA from Exophiala dermatitidis NIH/UT8656, 2998 nucleotides. RefSeq names its product citrate synthase. Bases 424 to 2409 code for a protein of 661 amino acids. The transcript is spliced from 2 exons. Gene Ontology annotation, molecular function: transmembrane transporter activity. Gene Ontology annotation, biological process: transmembrane transport. The record is from RefSeq and is a predicted model, not a curated record. NCBI's taxonomy places the organism in Eukaryota, Fungi, Ascomycota, Eurotiomycetes, Chaetothyriales, Herpotrichiellaceae.
CCAUCAUCUGCCAUUUUUCCAAUUUGAUGGACUCUGCAUUUCAAAGCCAGGCUCUUAACUGGAGCGAUGACGGAGCCGUCAUCGGUGGUCCAUCGGCUACUACCUGGUAGUCGGAGUUUAGAUCGACGUGCUUGUUUCUGUUAACCUUUUCUUUCUCCGCCAUCGAACGUUGAUAUAUAUACCAUAUACCCCCUACCUCGGUACCUAAUAUCACUGUAUAUGCUUUGACUUUGUCGGUUAUCUGGUUUCAGGAAUUGGUUCACGAUACAAUUGGCUAUCGUUCCUUGUCCAUUAAGUAUUUUCUAGAGGUUUCGUGCCGAUUCAGGCCACAAGACUUCCGCCGCGUGGGCGCCAGCUAUGCUGGCAAGCAGCAUAAGAAAGGGGGUUCUGGUCAGCAGCGUUAGAACCUAGACUCGGAUCUUAAUGUCGAACAGUCCACCUCGGGGGGAUCAACAUGUCACCCAGAUCCAACCGGACUUAACUGGCGCCAACUCCAUUGCGUCUACACACGAGGACAACAACAACGAUGCUUCUGAUUCAAGGCGGAGACAGUCGAGCCAUUCCUCCUCACCUCAUGAGUCCAAUGAUGACCCAAGAGCGAGACAUCAUACUUCUCCUCGAUCUAUCAGUCAUGGCAACUCGUUGGAGAGGACGUCGACCGCGCGGGAUGUCACGCGACCAUCGUACGACAUGCAAGUUCAACGCACCACAACCAGCGCGUCCUGGGCUGGGCCGGUACAUUCUGUCUUUACGAAGAAUCAGAAACGAUUCAUAGUGUUUAUGGCCGCAUGGGCCGGGUUCUUCUCACCCGUAUCGGCCAAUAUCUAUUUCCCGGCCCUGAAUCCGCUGGCACAAGACUUGCACGUGUCGGAUACGCUCAUCAACUUGACCUUGACGUCCUAUAUGAUUUUUCAAGGACUGGCGCCGACAUUCUUUGGAGACUUUGCGGAUGCUGCGGGCCGGCGUCCUGCAUAUGCCGUCUGUUUUAUUGUUUAUAUUGCCGCCAACAUUGGCCUCGCUUUACAAAACAGCUAUGCCGCUCUGUUUCUGCUCCGAUGUCUACAGAGUAGCGGAAGCAGCGCCACGAUUGCCAUGUGCAGUGCGGUCGUGUCUGACAUUGCCACGGCCGCCGAGCGCGGUAAAUACAUGGGCCUCACACUUGGCGGAUCUCUCCUUGGUCCUGCCAUUGGCCCUGUCAUUGGUGGUCUGUUGGCCGAAUAUCUCGGCUGGAGAGCCAUCUUCUGGUUCUUGGUCAUUUUGGGCGCGGCAUUUUUUGUGAUUUUUGGCGUUUUCUUUCCUGAAACAGCCCGGAAGCAUGUCGGUAACGGAUCCAUCCAACCACGGGGUUGGAACAUGUCCUUGAUGAACUAUCUGGCAGUUCGAAAAGAGCGCCGCAAAAGGCUCGAAGAAGCAAAAGAAGCAGAUCAAGACCAAGAGCAGGACCCAUCAUCAUCCACCCCCGAAGUUGAACUACCCGAAAGACCCAAAUUUCGAUUUCCCAACCCCCUACGGUCGAUGUACCUGAUCUUCGACAAGGAGAACGCGCUUCUUUUGUUCUACAACGCAUUUCUCUUCGCGGCCUUCUACGACGUCACGGCCGCCCUGCCUUCGCAACUGAAGAUAAUAUUUGGAUAUUCCGAGCUCCAAAUCGGUCUCUGCUAUAUCCCGUUUGGAUUCGGAUCCAUGUGUGCGGCCUUGACUAAUGGCCAACUGCUCGACCGCAACUUUGCCCGGUGGGCGAAGAAAUUGGGGAUGAAGAUCAAAAAAGGGAGGAACCAAGACCUCAAGAAUUUCCCCAUUGAAAAGGCCCGCUUGGAAGUCGCCCUCCCUGCCGCCUACUGCUCCGCCGCUUUGGUCUGUGUGUUCGGCUGGAUCUUACACAUCAAUGGUCCCUUGGCGCCUUUGCUCGUCGUGCUGUUUUUCACUAGCUUGUCCAUGUCCGUCGCGUUCAAUGUCACCAGUACUUUGCUGGUCGAUUUCUACCCGAAUUCCCCGGCCACCGCCACAGCGGCCAAUAAUGUCGUCCGCUGUCUCUUGGGUGCAGGGGCAACUGCCGCUGUCGUUCCGAUGAUUGAUUCCAUGGGUAGAGGCUGGACGUUUACUUUUUUGACGUUCUUUCUCGUUGCGACUUCCCCUAUGUUGUGGUUGGUUUACUUCCGUGGUAUGAAGUGGAGAAACGAACGGCUGCAGAAGGAAGAGCGAGCUGCAAAAAUCAAGGAGGCGAAUCAGAAUUCGGGCGAGACUGGGACUGCAAUGAACGACAGCAACAACGUCGGCAAGGAGGCCGAGGCUGUGGAAAGUAACAACACUUUUAACAACAAUGAGCAACCACCCGUCGAAGGAAACAUUUCAGAGAUGGCGGGCGUGGUUGAGAAGGAAAGAGAGGAGGAAAAGCCGCACCCGCACUGAGCUGCGGAUAUCUGUGACGACCAGUUGAGCGAUGCAACCACGAGCAAAGGUCGAUAGCGAUGGCUCUUACCAACCGGGAAAAACGUCACGAACAGUUCCACGUUCGCUCAAGGGUGCACCUCAGAAACCCAGUUGGAUUCCAAGCACUUCAAGUUGUGCUUGGGUAUUCUUGACCUGUGAUUGAUAUCCUUGCUCUGUACCUGUUCACGCUGGGGCACUUGGUGACAACAAAGCUGAAUGAUGUCCGGUUGCGAAGACGUUAUACAUCUGAUUUGGGAUGAUAGUUACGUGAUCUAUCCUAUAGAGCGUGGAGCAUUAGCAUCAGGAAUUUGAAUUUCAUGUUGGACAGAUAGGAGAGUGGACGGACUUGGGUGAAAAUAUACACCCCACCGUACUGCGUUAUCCUUACAUACACAAAUACAGUUUAUCCGUGCCUGGAGACUACACAUAUGUCGCAAGCUUUCUGCCUUCCGGUGUCUCCCACCACAUGGAUUGGUGCAGAUGCAUCAAGUGACAAGUGGUCACAUAAUUGUAAUCGUACUAGAUAGUAGGAGAAGGAUUUACAUAUAAUAAAAUGACAAAAGAAAAG